GGAGGCAGGGACAGAAAAGCCAGUUCUUCCACCCGGGAGCUCCGCAGGCUCCAUUUCGGCUCUCCUCAUCCCUCUCAUUCAACGGAAGCAUGUUUCUCGCAAAGGCGUUUUUGGAAGGGGCAGAUCGAGGCCUCGGGGAAGCCCUGGGAGGCCUUCUUGGAGGAGGAGGUCAGAGACGAGGAGGAGGAGGAGGAGGACGGGGCAAUGUUGGAGGGAUCGUUGGCGGACUUGUGAAUCUCAUCAGCGAGGCCGCGGCAGCUCAGUACACCCCAGAGCCACCUCCCACCCAGCAGCAUUUCACCAACGUGGAGGCCAGCGAGAGCGAGGAGGUCAGGCGGUUUCGGCAACACUUUGCCCAGCUGGCGGGCCCGGACAUGGAGGUGGGGGCCACCGACCUCAUGCACAUUCUCAACAAAGUCCUCUCUAAGCACAAGGAUCUGAAGACCGAGGGCUUCAGCCUGGACACCUGCCGGAGCAUCGUGUCCGUGAUGGACAACGACACGAACGGGAAGCUGGGCUUUGAGGAGUUUAAGUACCUGUGGGGCAACCUGAAGAAGUGGCAGUGCGUGUACAAGCAGCACGACCAGGCCCGCGCCGGGGCCCUGCCGCCUUCCCAGCUGCGGGGCGCUCUGCAGGCCGCGGGCUUCCAGCUCAACGACCAGCUGUACCACAUGAUCGUCCGGCGGUACGCCGACGACGAGGACGGCAGCAUGGACUUCAACAGCUUCAUCAGCUGCCUGGUCCGCCUGGAUGCCAUGUUCCGGGCCUUCAAGUCCCUGGAUAGAGAUGCGGACGGCCGGAUCCAGGUGUCCAUCCAGGAGUGGCUGCAGCUGACCAUGUAUUCCUGAGGCGGGCUCUGAGGGGGCAGCCCCCCAUCCCCAGAGGACGGGACUGCCUGCCGAAAGCACCCCCCAUGCUGUCCGCGUGGCUGCAGAUGCCCGCCCCCCAGCUGUCACCUCCCGGCGACCUCUUCUGCAACCGGCAUGUGCUGGACUCGCUGCUUUUACUGCUUAAUUAAAACAGAUUUGCCACGAGAAGGCUUGUGA
Eptesicus fuscus (big brown bat) is the source of this 1046-nucleotide messenger RNA. RefSeq names its product calpain small subunit 2 (gene CAPNS2). The transcript has a single exon. The record is from RefSeq and is a predicted model, not a curated record. Bases 90 to 848 code for a protein of 252 amino acids. Lineage: Eukaryota; Metazoa; Chordata; Mammalia; Chiroptera; Vespertilionidae. Gene Ontology annotation, molecular function: calcium ion binding.